UGGUGGAGCGCAGUGGGUGUUGCUGGAGCUGGGUGUGCGGGACUCGCUGGAUCUUCGCCCCUGGGCUGCCGUCGGUCGCUUUCUUUCUCCAGGAAGAAAAAUGGUAUCUGCUGCAGUUGAUCCACAGCCGAGUGUGGUGACUAGGGUUGCCAACCUACCCUUGGUAAGCACCACAUAUGACCUUGUCUCCUCGGCUUACGUCACCACGAAGGAUCAAUAUCCUUACCUGAAGUCUGUGUGUGAGAUUGCAGAGAAGGGUGUGAAGACCAUCACAUCGGUGGCUGUGAUGAGCGCUCUGCCCAUCAUCCAGAAGCUAGAGCCACAAAUUGCUAUUGCCAAUACCUAUGCCUGUAUGGGACUGGACAGGAUUGAGGAGAAACUGCCUAUUCUGAAUCAGCCAACAAAUCAGGUGGUUGCCAACGCCAAAGGUGCUGUGACUGGGGCGAAAGAUGCUGUGACUACAACUGUUACUGGGGCCAAGGAUUCUGUGGCCAGCACGAUCACUGGGGUGAUGGACAAGACCAAGGGAGCAGUGACUGGCAGUGUGGAAAAGACCAAGUCCGUGGUCAACGACAGCAUUAACACAGUCAUGGGGAGUCGGAUGAUGCAGCUGGUGAGCAGUGGGGUAGAAAAUGCGCUCACCACAUCAGAGCUGCUGGUAGACCAGUACCUCCCUCUCACUGAGGAAGAACUAGAAAAAGAAGCAAAAAAAGUUGAAGGAUUUGAUACUGUUCAGAAGCCAAGUUAUUAUAUUAGGCUGGGAUCUCUGUCUACCAAGCUCCGUUCACGUGCCUACCAGCAGGCUCUCAGCAGGGUGAAAGAAACUAAGCAAAAAAGCCAAGAGACCAUUUCUCAACUCCAUUCCACUGUUAAACUGAUUGAAUUUGCCAGGCAGAAUGUGCAUAGUGCCAACCAGAGAAUUCAGAAUGCUCAGGACAAGCUCUAUCUGUCCUGGGUGGAGUGGAAGAGAAGCGUCGGCUAUGAUGAUACCGAUGAGUCCCACUGCGCUGAGCACAUUGAGUCACGUACUCUUGCUAUUGCCCGAAACCUGACUCAGCAGCUGCAGACCACGUGCUCCACUCUCCUGUCCAACAUCCAAGGGUUACCACAAAAUAUCCAAGAUCAGACCAGUCACUUGGGGGUGAUGGCUGGAGACAUCUACUCAGUGUUCCGCAAUGCCGCAUCCUUUAAAGAAGUGUCUGAUGGCUUCCUCACUUCUAGCAAGGGACAGCUGCAGAAAAUGAAAGAGUCUUUAGAUGAUGUGAUGGAUUAUCUUGUUAACAACACACCCCUCAACUGGCUGGUAGGUCCCUUUUAUCCUCAGAUAACAGAGUCUCAGAAAACUCAGGACCGAGGUGCACGGAAGGGCACAACCAGCCAGAAAGCCUACCAACCUGAGCGCAAAACACAUUAAUCUUGACCCUGUCAACCAGUGCAUGGUGCAGCCAGCCAGAUGACACUUUCUGUUAUAUUAAAAUUAACCCACUAGACAACUCUGAAGUGGGGAAACAGCCAGUUAGAAAAAGUUCCCUUCAUUAUAGUCAUUUCAACUGGAUUAAGAUCUUUAAAGUUUCUGGCAUUAGCAGAUGAGCUCUUUUGCUUACCUGGCUGAUAUGAAAAGAAUGAUAGACUGGUCGGAGCCUAGUCAGAGGUCAUAGAAACUUCCGUUACGUUUAUGGUCUCAUUCUGUUGCCACUGUUGCUGUCUGUUUGCAUUGAAUAAAAACACCUUCAUGUGGGCUGUUGUAUGAAGUGGAUCUGCUCCAGUUUGGUCUGAGCAGGCCUCAUCACCAGUUUGUCACAUGCUGCUUCUUACACAACUUUAGGGCUUUUUGUUUUUGUUUUAUUUUGUUUUCUUACAGGAGUGCCCUCUGUGAGUUCAAUAAAAUUCACUACGGAAUAGA
This is a messenger RNA of Artibeus jamaicensis (Jamaican fruit-eating bat), 1903 nucleotides long. It is a transcript of the gene PLIN2, whose product is annotated as perilipin 2. The record is from RefSeq and is a predicted model, not a curated record. The coding region runs from base 101 to 1414 and encodes 437 amino acids. Gene Ontology annotation, cellular component: lipid droplet; cytosol. The transcript is spliced from 8 exons. Lineage: Eukaryota; Metazoa; Chordata; Mammalia; Chiroptera; Phyllostomidae. Gene Ontology annotation, biological process: lipid storage; positive regulation of triglyceride storage.